UAUUCAGAGCCCAACUAAUGCACGUGAGUGGUUCCGUCACGUGUGAAAAUCGCCACUAAAUCCCCUAAAAGUGAAAUUUCCGAUAUUUCGAUUCGCCGGCGAAAAAGAAAGAGAAAACGAUGAAGAAAUCUACAGAGACUCCGGCGAGACCGAACGCAACUGUUAAAACUCAGAAACCUCCUUUCAGACCUGCCGUUGAUGACACCAAACCUGUUCUUCAGGACCCUAUUCUGAGAUCGGAUCCAAUGGAGACAGAAGAAGCUGUGCUGAGAUUGCCUUCUUUCCCAAUGAUCAGACCAUCUGAAUCGUAGCUACCUGGAUUAACAAGGUUUUUUAUCUGAUUUGUUUUACAUUUUGAGCUUGUUGUUGCUUGUAAAAACCAAUGGGGAUUUUUUUGUAUGCUUGAUAAGCUUAAAUUACAAUCCCAUGUUGAUUAAUAAAGACACAGCUUUAAGAGCAGACGAGUGAUUUAGUAGUAGAGCAUCUUUGUGCCUGGCUGCAACAGAGUGAAUUUCAAUAGGAGUCUAAUGCAUUACUCAUCACAUGUAUAUGCACGCAACAUUUAGUGACGUAAAUGGCUUUGAAGGGUAAAGUUUCUUUAGCUUUGUCGUCUAUGUUUUCAUAUGUUUGUUUGUUUUAUAGUUUUGAGGACUUUUGAAUCUUUUGAUGCUGUUGUUGUUGGCCCAUUGAUUCUUCAGCUUGAUGAACAGAGAAGUGUUGCAACCUUUUGAUUUAAUUGAGAGUUUUGUAUUCAUCACGUGAGAAUCACGUGGGGUCGGUUAAAUGGUUGUUGCAACGACUCAGGGUUAUAGUGGUCUUACUAAUUGGAAAUGGGGAAUAUUUCGUUUCUUAAACAAAAUAUUAUUGAUUUUGUAGACUUUUGAAUCAUUUGUAUAAAUAAAU
Messenger RNA from Arabidopsis thaliana (thale cress), 903 nucleotides. RefSeq lists its product as uncharacterized. Lineage: Eukaryota; Viridiplantae; Streptophyta; Magnoliopsida; Brassicales; Brassicaceae. The transcript has 2 exons. The record is from RefSeq and is marked reviewed. The coding region runs from base 120 to 311 and encodes 63 amino acids.